Molecule: messenger RNA, 787 nt
Organism: Physella acuta
Lineage: Eukaryota; Metazoa; Mollusca; Gastropoda; Physidae
Product: dermatopontin-like
Biological process (GO): collagen fibril organization
Cellular component (GO): extracellular matrix
Source: RefSeq, a predicted model, not a curated record
ACGUAACUUGUCCACAUAGACCAGACAACAUCGUGUCCACAUACACUACAACAACACCCUAAAGAUGCUGGCUGCGGUAGUGCUUGUUCUGUGUUUGGCUGGGGGUCUGGCUGACAGGGACGGUCGCCAUGACGACAGCGACAGGCUAGAGAGGGAGCGCGAGUGCCCGAACGACGAGAUCGUCACGGGGAUUUAUAGUGACAGGGACAGGAGUAAUUCCAGGAGACCUCUCAAGAUUACCUGCUCUAAUGCCAAAAAUACGUGGAAAUGUGACAAAAGUGGUUAUGUCAACAAAUUCGAAGAUUCCUUCCACUACAAAUGUCCUUCUGACAAAGUCCUGACCGGCAUUAAAAGCCUGUACAACCCCCACGCCAACGACCACAGGUUCAGCUUCCAGUGCUGCAAGGUCAGGAGGUCAAGGCCAACCAACUGCCGGAGGUCAGAGAUGUACGACCUGAGCGAGGACGUCCGUCUCCGCGUCCCCCGCGGUUGGGCCGUCACGGAGGUUCACAGUUUCUACAAGAGGCGGGCCGAGGGCCGCAAGUGGCGGUUUGAGAUCUGCGAGCUGGAUAGACACCACCGUCAUCACGACGACAACUGAGAAGUUCUUCUGGGACACUCACAAUGGUCGUUUGAAAUACUGGAGACUUAUCGCUGAAAUAUAAAAAUGUUUCGAAAAUAAAUACAUUUGCUUGUAUAGGUCGAUGUGUUUUGUUCAAAAUUUAAAUAUCUGGAAUUACUGGUAUUUUAAAUGUAGAUGAGUAUUAAAAUGAAAUAUUAGAAAUUA